Rosa chinensis is the source of this 1501-nucleotide messenger RNA. RefSeq names its product GDSL esterase/lipase At4g10955. Lineage: Eukaryota; Viridiplantae; Streptophyta; Magnoliopsida; Rosales; Rosaceae. The coding region runs from base 148 to 1353 and encodes 401 amino acids. The record is from RefSeq and is a predicted model, not a curated record. The transcript is spliced from 2 exons.
GGAGGAGACCAACAAAAACCAGGCGUUUCGAAUCACCAUCAUAAAUUAAAGGCAUCGAAUCCAAUACCAAAUCAAAACCCUCCACACAUCUCAAACCCAGAAACAAAAAAAACCAUCCUUUUCCGCCUAAAACCCACAUCCGAGACCAUGCAAGGAGCCCCAAAACAAAGCGAAGCUCCAGAAGAAGAAACAGGCGGUGCCGCCGCAGUGUUAAUGGAAAAGCGCGGUGUCGUUCAGGAAGUUGUGGAAGCGCAGCCUCAUCCCUACUCUUUCCACGUCUCGGGUCCUCGGAAAUUGUGUUCGCCCAAUUGGAGAGACAAUAUCAGCUCCAGUUGGAAGGAUGGGAAUUACAAAAGAACUGUCAUUGCAUGCUUCAUACAAGCAAUCUACUUACUUGAACUUGAUAGACAGGAGAACAGAGAUGCAGACAAUGCUCUUGCCCCAAAGUGGUGGAUACCUUUUAAGUAUAAACUAACACAAACUUUAAUUGAUGAAAGGGAUGGAUCCAUUUUUGGUGCAAUUCUGGAGUGGGAUCGAUCUGCAGCACUUGCGGAUUUUGUAGUCAUGAGACCCAGUGGGGCACCAAGAGCUGUUUUAGCACUUAGAGGAACAUUACUCAAAGGCCCAACGAUGCGAAGGGAUAUCGAAGAUGACCUUCGUUUUCUUGCUUGGGAGAGCUUGAAGGGAUCUAUCAGGUUCAAAGUAGCUCUGGAGGCUCUGAAAACUGUUGCAGAAAGGUAUGGAAGCAGUAAUGUAUGCAUUGCAGGCCAUUCUUUAGGAGCUGGUUUUGCUCUACAAGUGGGAAAGGCAUUAGCUAAAGAAGGGAUGUAUGUAGAGACUCACUUAUUCAAUCCACCUUCAGUUUCUCUGGCAAUGAGCUUCCGAAAUAUUGGAGAGAAAGCAGGAUUUGCUUGGAAGAGAUUUAAAUCAAUGCUUCCUAUGAGUAGUGAAACUCAGGUCAAUAAUGAGGAGGACAAGGCUAUUGGUUUUGGAUUGAAGAACUGGUUAUCUGGUUUAAAGGGUCCUCCUGGUGUAGGAUUGGGAAAAUGGGUUCCUCAUCUUUAUGUAAAUAAUAGUGACUACAUCUGCUGCUCUUAUACUGACCCUGAUGGAAUAGAAGGAAAUAAUGCCGGGAAGGAGAAUGUGGGUCCAAGUUCAACAACUGGGCAAGUAGCAGCAAAGCUAUUUGUGAUGUCAAAGGGAAACCAGAAGUUUCUGGAAGCUCAUGGAUUAGAGCAAUGGUGGUCUGAUGAUCUGGAACUUCAGCUGGCUCUCCAUAACAGUAAGCUCAUCAGUAGGCAGCUGAAAUCCUUGUAUAGCCUUCCAGCUCCUCAACCAGCACUUCCUAGAUAACAAAGGCUGAUGUUUUCGAUUCAUUCUUGGAUGAAUAAAUAGCUCAAUUUCGAUUUGGUUCUUACAUACUGUCAUGGUGUUGUUCUUCUUCUUUGUCGUUACUUGAUAUUAGUUUAUAAUGGAUUCUGCCUUUACUUGUGUUUGAUAA